Messenger RNA from Scylla paramamosain (green mud crab), 2241 nucleotides. RefSeq names its product sarcoplasmic reticulum histidine-rich calcium-binding protein-like. The transcript has 2 exons. Bases 1 to 2097 code for a protein of 698 amino acids. The record is from RefSeq and is a predicted model, not a curated record. Lineage: Eukaryota; Metazoa; Arthropoda; Malacostraca; Decapoda; Portunidae.
AUGCUGCCACCGUACACUUGCAAAACUAUAGAUUCAUACAAGCACGAGGGCUGGAGUGCAAAGCGGUACACAGGCAUUAUGGCGGCGCGUGGGACGUAUUGUGGUGAGGACUGUAUAGCGAAUGUGAGUGCGCUGCUCUGCUCGCCACAAUGCAGCACGUACCAUUGCAAGACUUACAGGGAUUCACGCCCCCCACACGAAGAGGCGACGGGGGGCGGUGCUCGGAGGACUCAGGGGGUGGAGGGGGGAGGGCCCAGCCCCCCCACUGGUGAGAAUCAAUAUUUGCCCCGGAUCGCCUCGUGCCCUAGUGAAGACUGGAAGUUUCCGUCUUUUCCUGACUUCAAUCGUGACUUCAGUGGUGAUUUCAGUGGUGACCUGGGUGAUGAGGAGCAGUACCCGCCCCUGAGCUGUUCCGUGGACUCUGCCAGUGAUUGGGAGGAAGACAGCCUGUCCUUCGGAAUAUUUCUUCAGAGUGACGAGGAAGAGGAGCAGUACCCACGCGUGACGGAUUCCAGUGACGAUACGGAGCAAUACUCAGCAUCCUCCAGUGGUGACGAGCAAUGUCCAACCCCAUCUGGUGGUGGUAAGGAAUAUUCAACCCCAUCUGGUGGUGAUAACGAGUACUCAACCCCUUCUAGUGGUGAUAAAGAGCAAUAUUCAACUCCAUCUAGUAGUGACAAGCAAUAUUCAACCCCAUCUAGUGGUGAUAAGGAAUAUUCAAUCCCUUCUGGUGGUGAUAAGGAGUACUCAUCCCCUUCUAGUGGUGAUAAGGAGCAAUAUUCAACCCCAUCUGGUGGUGAUAAAGAGUAUUCAACCCCAUCUGGUGGUGAUAAGGAGUAUUCAACCCCAUCUGGUGGUGAUAAAGAGUAUUCAACCCCAUCUGGUGGUGAUAAGGAGUAUUCAACCCCAUCUGGUGGUGAUAAAGAGUAUUCAACCCCAUCUGGUGGUGAUAAGCAGCAGUAUUCCAGUCCCUCUGGUGGUGACGGGAAACAGUAUCCAACUUUCGAAACCAUGGGAGAAAGUGAUGGAGAGGAGCAAUACCCACAUCUGGCAAACCAUGUGGAUACUAGAGAUGAGAGCGAGCAAUAUCCACCUCUUGAGAACCAUGUAGAUACUAAGGGUGAGAGUGAGCAAUAUCCACCUGCCGCGGCCUCUGAGCAGUAUCCACCUCUGGGGAACCAUGUGGAUACUAAAGACGAGGAUGAGCAAUAUUCACCUGUCGGGAACGAUGUGGAUAGUAAGAAUGAGAGUGAGCAAUAUCCACCUCGUGAGAACCAUGUGGAUACCAAAGACAAGGAUGAACAAUACUCCGAGCAAUAUCCACCUGCCGAGAACCACACAAAAGACGAAAGCGAGCAAUAUCCACUUGUUGAGAACCAUGUGGAUACUAGAGACGACGGUGAGCAAUAUCCACCUCUCGAGAACCAUGUGGAUACUGAGGAUGAGGAUGAACAGACCUCUGAGCAAUACCCGUCCGUGAACCAUGUGGAUACUAAGGACGAGGGUGAACAAUAUCCACCUAUCUUGGACCACAUUAAAGACGAGAGCGAGAGAUAUCCACUUGUUGAGAACCAUGUGGAUACUAGAAACGAGGCUGACCAAUAUCCACCUGUCUUGAACCGUGUGGAUACUAGAGACGAAGCUGACCAAUAUCCACCUGUUAAGAACCAUGUGGAUACUGGAGACGAGGCUGAGCAAUAUCCACCAGUCUUGAACCGUGUGGGUACUGGAAACGAGGCUGACCAAUAUCCACCAGUCUUGAACCAUGUGGAUACUAGAGACGAGGCUGACCAAUAUCCACCAGUCUUGAACCAUGUGGAUACUAGAAACGAGGCUGACCAAUAUCCACUUGUUAAGAACCACGUGGAUACAAGAGACGAGAGUGAACAGACCUCUGAACAAUAUCCACCUUCCGGGGCCUUGGACCAGCACCCACCCAUGGAAGCCUCCCCCAACACACACUGCAGCGAGGGACACCACCCCUCCGUCUGUUCCUGCACGGACCACCACCACCACCACCACCCACAAUACGUGAACCCCAGUGAAAGCGAUGACGAGGACCGCUACUACCCCUACCCCCCUCGGCACCAUUUUUGAGACACACGAUGAAGACGAGGAUUAUUCACCAGGGAAGAGGGAUGGUACUGGUAAUUCCCGCACCUCCCACACCAAUGGCAUCACUCCCACCUCCCCCACCGCCUCCCCACGCGUCACGGCCGCUUCGCCAGCCUCGCCCGUCCU